GUCCUGGCGUUCGAGGCCUGAUCUGGGCGGGCGGACGGCAGCCGGAGUCAGCCCGUCGGGCCUCCCGCCCCCCGCGCAGCCGGCUUUUCCUUUGCUUUCGGCGCGCGUUGCCGGCGGGCGCGGGGGCGCGGGGGCGCGGGGGCGCGGGGGCGCGGGGGCGCGGGGGCGCGGGGGCGCGGGGGCGCGGGGGCGCGGGGCCCCGCCUCCGGGGUUUUCCCCGCGGCGGGAGGCGCGGUCCGCGCGGUCCCCGCAGUACCGACCGCGCUGUCGGUUCGGACGGUGCGUGCGCGGCAGGAGGGCGCCGCCAGCUCGCGCAGCCCCCCGACCCGGACUCGCGCCCACGGGACCAGGAGGAACUCUCUGGACGCCGCGCUCCGGUGCCGCCGGGUCCCCGACAUGAGGCGGCCCUGGGGACUCCGGUCCCUCGCUCUCCUCCUCCUGCUGGAGCUGCUGCCUCGGCCAGGCGAUGGCAACGAGGGCAGCGUCACUGGCAGCUGUUACUGCGUGACAGCAAUUUCUUCCGGCUCCCCUCCAAAGCGUCAGUUACUGGCACAUCUCCGAAAGCACCUGAAAGUCUAUCAUCGCUGUAACUCCUACAUCCGGUUCCAGCUACCUGCCCGGAGUGUGUGUGGGGGCAGCAGAGACCAAUGGGUUCAAGAACUGAUGAACUGCUUUGAUCUCAGAGAAUGUGGACAUGUGGACGCUGGGAGCGCGGCCUCCCGGCAGCACUCACCUCCCCCCAGCAGCCAGGUUCCUGAGCCCACAGAAACGGCACCUUUAGACCUGGGCUCCCCUGCCCAGACGCACCUGCCACCUGCCGUGUGGUCCACCCAGGCACCCACACUUCCAGGAGGAGUCCCGUCCUCGGAUGAAAAGCUCGCCCACAUCAUCAACGAAACUGCUACACCCACUGUGGGCCACGGGUUCGGGGCUGGGCCUGAGGCUGGGGAGAAGCAGAAGCAGUUGGAAGACAAUGUGGGACCUACAUCUGGGACAUCAGCUACGAUCCCUGUGGUAUCCCUCCUGGCCAUCACCCUCGCUCUCACCGUUGUCCUCUUGUACAUCCUGUGCCAGAGGAGGAGGGAGCAGUGCCGGCAGCACUCUCCAGAUCUACAGCUCCAUUACACACCUGUGGCAUCAGACUCCAACGCUUGAGCUAAGAAUGGAAAUCUCCGAGGGCAGCCAUUGUGAUUUAUUCAGCCCCCUGUGCAUUGAAUUGAUACAUUAGAAUGAUCUCUGGUGCCUGGUAGGCACUCCAGCUGUUUUCUGGUUAAUGUGCAAGUAACCAAGCACUGCCCUCUUGUGGACCCUUCCUAUUUUUUUCUACACAAUCCUGUAAAAUCCAUCUUCUAAUGUGAUCUCUUGGAUAAAGUCUUCAUGUAUGUUUUUAAUUACUAAAGAUUAUUUUUAUAA
Neofelis nebulosa (Clouded leopard) is the source of this 1413-nucleotide messenger RNA. It is a transcript of the gene CXCL16, whose product is annotated as C-X-C motif chemokine ligand 16. The record is from RefSeq and is a predicted model, not a curated record. The transcript has 5 exons. NCBI's taxonomy places the organism in Eukaryota, Metazoa, Chordata, Mammalia, Carnivora, Felidae. Gene Ontology annotation, biological process: receptor-mediated endocytosis; positive regulation of cell growth; response to tumor necrosis factor. Bases 397 to 1155 code for a protein of 252 amino acids. Gene Ontology annotation, molecular function: chemokine activity; scavenger receptor activity; low-density lipoprotein particle receptor activity.